This is a messenger RNA of Scophthalmus maximus (turbot), 3212 nucleotides long. It is a transcript of the gene msl1b, whose product is annotated as MSL complex subunit 1b. The transcript has 9 exons. NCBI's taxonomy places the organism in Eukaryota, Metazoa, Chordata, Actinopteri, Pleuronectiformes, Scophthalmidae. The coding region runs from base 185 to 1774 and encodes 529 amino acids. Gene Ontology annotation, cellular component: MSL complex. The record is from RefSeq and is a predicted model, not a curated record.
CAAAUCGCGCAUGCGCAGUGCUCGGCGCUUUAAAACUCGUCUUGAGGAGGGAACAUGAAGACACUCACUGGUGAACUCGUGUCGCGGGCGAGGUUAUCAGCCGCCUAGCUCACAUGGGAGCGUCAUAGCCGCGGUGGAGUUGCGUCGCCGAGGCGUCGCAGGAUGAAAAGUCUCCGCGUUCGCCAUGACUCUGAGAGCCACGCUGUUUCCGAAGACGGGGUCCAGGCAGAGCGCUGACGCCAUCGACUUUGACAGGACGCGCGUCGGGGCCGUGAGUCCCGCGAGCCUGCGGCGGGAGACCCGCGACCUCGUCCCAGAUGUUGAGGACGCGCGCGGGGGCCACAUCCCGAGCAGACCGCAGCUCGUCGUAGACCAGAACUACAUGACAAGCAAAGUCGCAGACGUAGUUCACGGAGACAAUAAAACUGUGGGGGUGUUGCCCCCCGUCAGACCGAUGGGGGGUGAGGGAACCCCGGUGAAAGGUAAACCCCUCUCCGUCUCCGACAACAUGGACAACCCUCAGAUGGCCGUGAACAAUAACCCCAAAGAUGCGGGUGCCGAUGACAGCGCGAGGGGGGCCGUCGUCGUCCCCGGAGUCGUCGGCACCGCAUCCAUUGAGCUCUCCGCCGAGGGCAAGUGGAAGAACAUCAGGAAGACCCCCGCCAAUCCCCACACCCAGGCCAACUGCCUCCGACAGAUCCUGCUCCUGCAGCUGGAUCUCAUCGAGCAACAGCAACAACAGCUGCAGGCCAAGGACAAGGAGAUAGAUGAGCUCAAGGCAGACAAAGACACACUGCUUGCACGUAUCGAGCGCAUGGAGCGUCGCCUGCAGCUCACGAGAAAGGACCCGCCGCGCGACAAGCGCCUUUUCCAGCCCCUGGAGCCGUGGACCCCCGACAAGGAGGACAUGUGGGACCUGGAUGUGGAGGAGAGUCCGCAGCCAAACCAGGCCACUCCGCUCCCCUUCAGUCGGGGCGGCAAAGGUCAAAAGAGGAAGUCUUGCUUUGGAGACGCAAAAGUCCAGAAGUCGCGCGGCAAAUGUGCAAAGCUCAGCCCGCAGAAAGCUGAAAGUCAACCCGGCUCUCCCAAUCACAGGGAACUGCGCAGCAAGGAGACCCCAGAGAAAGUGGUUCCCAUUAGGUCUGGGGCAGACAGGGACGUUUUGCUCCCGUGCAAAGAGGAGCCGGAGCUAAGCGGCCAAAUGGACGAUCUGCCCUUCAUGUCCACCACAGAGAUGUAUCUGUGUUGCUGGAACCAGCCUCCUCUGUCCCCUCUGCGGGAGACUUCCCCUAAGAAGGAGGAAGAGGUGGCCAGUGAGUGGACUCCUCAUGUAGUACAUGAUAUGCUGAUUGUUUUUCCGUCGUGGAGAGAAAAUCCCAUCGAGCCCCUGGAGGACGAAUCCUUCAACUCUGCAGAGCCGCUGGACGACGGCGUGUUUUUGAAACGCCACGCGAAGCUCGAGUUGGACGAGAAGAGGAGGAAAAGAUGGGACAUUCAGCGAAUCAGAGAGCAGCGCAUGUUUCAGCGCCUGCAGCAGCGCAUGAACCGGAAAAAAGUCGUCCAGGAGACCGAGCCGGAGCUUUCGUCCUUCUAUCCCGACACCGAAGAUGUUGAAGCUAUCGUGAUCACUCCCUUCUUGCCCGUGGUUGCUUUCGGCCGGCCGCUGCCCAAACUCGCACAACAGAACUUUGAGCUGCCCUGGCUGGACGACCGGAGCCGAUGUCGCAUUGAGGUUCCCAAAAAACACACACCUCACCGGACCUGUCGGAAGUGAAACCCCCGCGUGGCACGAUAAGCGGAGAGAUGGAGCUCACGGCCAGAUUAGAAAAUGUCACAUUUGUCUCGUCUGUCUUGUCGCCACACACACACACAGACACUAGCUGCUCUCCUGCAGAGUUGGGGGGAAAACAGGAGGAGAGAAAGCCGCGCCCCGUUGGGCGUCCUCAAUGUUUCCGGCCUCAUUUUUUCGCCUCCUGAAAAAGACGACGUCCUCGCUUGAUCAGUUUCUGUGCUAAGAAAAUGUACCAACAGUUAUAUGCAUGUUCAGUAACAUGACCGAGAUACAUGUAGUCAGCAGCAAAAGAGAUUUUUUCCUAAACAAACGUGGAGUUUCUGUCUCAUCUGGAGCACGUCCAUGUUUGGGAGGGAAAAAGAUGUAUUGGUUUUCAUUAAAUGUGGAAAAACUAGAGCUUGAAUCGUUGGGCAUGAGCAACGCUCUUGAUAGCUCGACCACACUCCUCCUCUCUGCCUGAACAGGGGGGAAAAAAAUAUCAACAUCUGACUGUAUCGUGGUGUGUAUUGCCUUUUAUCGUUGUUCGCACACAACUACAAAUAAGAUGUUAUCAACGUUCGGUGUGAUAAUCUGCAGUUGUGAGCCACACUUGGCAUGACGGCAUAUUAAAAAUAAUCGCAAGCACUUGAUUCGAGCCGUCGUGACGAGGUCUGGGAGGGUUUUGCUUCAAGGAAAACCGGAAGAUUAGGUGAGUGGUGAACCCGACAUGAACCCGGGUGAUCUCGUUUUCUUCUUUUAUGUGAGUUGCAUGGCUGUGUUUAAAAAAAAACCAAGAUGGUAGCAUGGCUCAGCUCAUUGGGAAAACAUACACAAUAUUGUUCUUGAUUGAAACCAUGACUUUGCUGGCUUCCGCCUCGUCAUAAAAUCUGAUAACAACAACAAAGUACACUUCUGAUCUUAAUCUUCGUGUUUUUUUCCAAAUGUUCACAACAUCCAGUAUAAUAUUAGGGCGAGUUGUGUGUACGCAUCGGUCUCUUUUCAGGAGGAGCCGUUCUAGAUGAUUAAUAAAGAAGCUUGCUUAGCCGUAGUUAUGAUAGCGACGUUCACCAGUUUGCUCUGUAACAUGCUGCCAGUUAACCACGAGCGCAGUGUUCGAUUCCCACCCGUGUUUCGUCCUCGCUGCGAUUUGCUCGACCUGUUCUACUUUACGAUGCAACGACUUUUCUUCUUCUGCAGCUUCAGUAUGUCGAUUGUGGAAAAGUAUGAAGUUGACUCUUUUUUUUCUUUUCUUUUUCUUUUUUCUGUACAUAGCUUUCAGAAAACAAAUGUACAUAAAAACAUGGCUGUUAUUUUUUUAUUAUUUAAUGUCGAGAAGUGUUCGCGUACAUUCAAUAUUGUUCUAUGAUUGUAUGUUGACAAAUUGACAGGUUUUUUUUUUGAAAGUUAAAAUUCUCUUGGAAUAAAAAAAUUAACUUGUCUA